AUUACUCUGUAUAAAUUGUUCUUGGCAUCCAUUUCUUAAAUCUGCAUCCGGUUCGUCUCUUCCAUUUCAAUUCACCCUUGUCAGUUUUGUAUAGUUAGGGCUAUUCUUACGCAUGCAUAACGUGGGAGAACACGGAAACGAACUAUAAUCCCAAAUUCAGGCCACAGAAUCUUGUCGCCAUCAGUUGGAAGAGGACGGAAGGAAAUUGCUAUGCCGCUAUUCUUGUCGUCAGAGGAGUUCCAGAGCUGCUCGAAUGACGCAGCUCUGGUGGCGGAGAAGGCGGACGCUUUCAUCCAGGAACUUAUGAACCAACUGGAGACGGUGAAAGCCAAAGCUGAUGCCGCGUCCAUUACUGCCGAACAAACUUGCUCUCUCCUCGAGCAGAAGUACGUCUCCCUCUCCUCCGAGUUCUCCAGCCUCCAGUCCCAGCACUCUCAGCUGAACGCCUCUCUGGAAGAGCGCCUCACCGAAAUAACUGAACUCCGAGCCCAAAACCACCAAAUUCAUUUGCUAUCCACUGGCAAGGAUGGGGAUAUUGAACGGCUGUCGACUGAGGCAUCAGAGCUUCAUAAAUCCAAGAGACAGUUGAUAGAGUUAUUGGAGCAGAAAGAAUUAGAGAUCAGUGAGAAGAGUUCGAUAAUCAAGAGCUAUCUUGAUAAGAUUGUCUACUUGACUGAGAAUGCUGCUUCUAAGGAAGCACGAGUCAAUGAGUUGGAGACUGAACUUGCACGAUCUCAGGCUUCUUCUACUCGCAUUUGUCAGGAGAAAGAGCUCAUAGAGAGGCAUAACUCAUGGCUUAAUGAUGAGUUAAAAGUCAAAGUUGAUAAUCUUAUUGAGCUGCGGAAAGCACAUAGUGAACUUGAAGCCGAAAUGUCUGCUAAGCUCGCAGAUGUUGAGAAAAAUUGGAACGAGACAUCUAGCUCUUUGAAGUGGAAUAAAGAUAGGGUGAAAGAAUUGGAAUCAAAGUUAGCCUCCUUAGAGCAGGAGUUACUGUCAGGUAAGGAUGCAGCUGCCACUAUUGAGAAGCAGCUCUCUUCGGAAAUCUCAACAUGGAAAAAGCUCGUGGACCUAUACAAGGAGAGCUCUGAGGAAUGGUCCAAAAAGGCUGGGGAGCUUGAGGGAGUGGUCAAGGCUUUGGAGACUCAUUUAGUUCAAGUUGAAGAUGACUAUAAGCAGAGGCUUGAGAGUGAAGCAUCAGCAAGAAAGGAAAUUGAAAAGGAAGCUGAUUGUUUGAAGGAAAAUUUUGAAAAGUGUGCAGCCGAGUUGGAAAGUUUUAAGAGGAAGGACCAGCUAAAACCACUUCCCCUGAGUAGUUUUACUUCUGAAUUAUGGGUGGACCCAAGGGAAGGUACAAACACUGUUGAGGAUAAUCGGAUGCUUUUGCCAAGUAUUCCUGUUGGUGUCUCUGGAACUGCAUUAGCAGCUUCCCUUCUUCGAGAUGGUUGGAGUUUGGCUCAAUUGUACACCAAAUAUCAAGAAGCUGUUGACGCGUUGCGGCAUGAGCAAUUGGGAAGAAAACAAUCUCAAGCAAUUCUGGAGCGUGUACUUUAUGAGAUAGAGGAGAAAGCAGGUGUCAUCUUGGAUGAGCGAGCUGAACAUGAGAGAAUGGUUGAGGCGUACUCUUCACUUGACCAAAAAUUGCAACAUUCUCUUUCUGAACAAACUGCUCUACAGAGUCACACCCAAGAACUAAAGGCCGACUUGAGGAGGCAUGAACGUGAGUAUGCUGCAGCCCAAAAGGAGGUUGUUGAUCUCCAAAAGCAGGUUUCUGUUCUUCUAAAGGAAUGCCGGGACAUACAACUGCGUGGUGGAUCUGUUUGUCAUGAUUAUGGUGAUGCUUUUAUGGCUGGUUCUGGUGUGUCGACUGAAGAUGCUUAUAAUGCUGCUGAUGUUAUUCCUGAGCAGUUGCUGGCUUUCAAAGAUAUUUCUGGAUUGGUUGAACAGAAUGUCCAGCUCAGACGCCUUGUUCAUAGCCUCUCUGAGGAUAUUGCAUCUCGAGAAACUGAGUUAAAGGAGAAGUAUGAAAAAGAGCUUCAGAGGCAUACUGAUGAAGCUGGCUCUAAAGUUAAUGCUGUAUUAGCUCGAGCUGAAGAGCAGGCACGCAUGAUUGAAUCACUUCACACCUCUGUAGCAAUGUACAAGAGGUUGUAUGAAGAAGCUCAUAAACCUCGUUCUCCGAAUCCUCUACUUCAAGAAGCUGUGCCAGUGGAGCGAGGGAAGGCUAUCAUUGGCCUAGCUGACGAUUCUUAUGAAUCUUUGAAGAAGGCACAAGAAAAGGCUCAUAAGCAGGUGAAAUAUCUUGAUGAAGAAUUAGGGAAGUCAAGGUGUGAGAUCAUAUCGUUGCGAUCAGAAUGUGACAAGUUAGCUCUAGAAGCACAACUAGCACGAGAAAAACUUGAAAGGUUUAUGGCAGAAUAUGAACACCAGAGAGAUGAAUAUAAUGGGUUGCUAGCAAGAAAUGUUGAGUUCUCACAGUUGAUAAUUGACUACCAAAGAAAGCUACGUGAUAGCUCGGACUCGCAGAGGGCUGCUGAGGAGCUUUCACGAAAAUUAACCAUGGAGGUCUCUCUUGUCAAGCAAGAAAAGGAAAUGUUGUUGAAUGCUGAGAGGAGAGCUGCUGAUGAAAUUCGUAGCUUGUCAGAGAGGGCUCAUCGUCUGCAGGCUAGUUUGAAUACUAUAGAGAGCACGGAAGAAGUUCGAGAGGAGGCCAGAUGUGCUGAAAGAAAAAAGCAGGAGCUAUAUAUUAAUCAAAUUGAGAGAGAAUGGGCUGAGGCAAAAAAAGAGCUUAAUGAAGAGCGUGACAGGGUCCGAAAUCUUACACUAGAGCGGGAAAGUUCCCUGAACAGUGCAUUGAAACAAGUUGAAGAAAGUGGAAAAGAAUUGAGUAAAGCCUUACAUGCACUUGCUGCAGCUGAGGCUAGGGCAUCUAUUGCCGAGGCCCGAUGCUCUGAGUUGGAGGAGAAGAUGAAGUUGGCCCAUUUUGAGGCUUCUGAGAAAUAUGGAAAAGGUGGACCUAACUCUACUGCUAAUAAUGAGAUUGUAUUGGAUUUGCACACUGCUGAACAUGAAAUUGCAAAAUUGAGAGAGGAAGCACGAAUCAACAAGGAUCACAUGCUUCAGUAUAAAAACAUUGCUCAGGCUAGUGAAGAAGCUCUUAAACAGCUGGAAGUUGUCCAUGAGAACUCAAAAGCAGAGGCGGAGAAUUUGAAGAAGUCGCUCGAGGCAGAACUUUUAUCUCUCAGACAAAGGGUUACUGAACUUGAAGAAGAAUGCAACUUGAAAAAUAAGGAAGUGGAAUUUGCAACUGUCAGGAAGGAAGAAGCUCUUGCUGCUGCUUUAUCAGAAAUUGCAUUUCUAAAAGAGGAUUGCUCGGUUAAGACGUCUCAAGUUGCAGUUUUGGAAACACAAAUUUCUUCUUUAAAAGAUGAUUUAGAGAAAGAGCAUCAAAGAGCACGUGCUGCUCAAGCUAAUUACGAAAGACAGGUUAUUCUACAGUCUGAUACGAUUCAGGAGUUGACUAGAACUUCACAAGCUUUAGCUACACUGCAAGAAGAAGCAUCCGAGCUUCGCAAAUUGUCAGAUGCACUGAAAACAGAAAAUAUUGAACUCAAGGCCAAGUGGGAAACUGAGAAGUCAGUGCUUGAUGUUCUGAAGAACGAUGCAGAUAUGAAGUAUAAUGAGGUUAAUGAACUGAACAAGGUAUUACAUAGCAAGUUAGAGGCUUUACACAUCAAAUUGGCCGAGAAGGACCGUCAUUCUUCCUGUGUUUCUGGAAGCUCUUCUCAGGAUUCUCUUGAUGAUGAUAAUGGUUUGGGACAUAUUGUAAAUUACCUCCGACGCUCGAAAGAAAUUGCAGAAACAGAAAUUUCUUUGCUAAAACAGGAAAAACUGCGACUUCAAUCACAGCUUGAAACUGCUCUGAAGGCAGCAGAGUCAGCUCAAGCGUCACUUAAUGCUGAGCGAGCAAAUUUAAAGACAUCGCUGUUCACUGAGGAAGAGUUCAAAUCUCUACAGCUUCAGGUUCGAGAAAUAAGUUUGCUUCGGGAAAGUAACAUUCAACUCAGAGAGGAAAACAGGCAUAAUUUUGAGGAAUGUCAGAAACUUCGUGAAGCUCUUCAAAAAAUUAGUAUUGAAAUGGAAAUUAAGGAGAGAAGUCUUGAGGAGAGGCAAAAAGAGGUUGAAGCUUGUAGGAGAGAUAUUGAAAAACAGAUGUUGGAGAAAGAAGAUUUUAAACGGAAGGUUGAUGAGUUAUUGGAGAAGUCCAAGAGUUUUGAUGUGGAAGAUUAUGACCGUUUGAGAGAAUCAGUUCAGCAGAUGCAGGUAAACCUUAGAGAAAAGGAAGCUCAAUUAGAAGAAAUGAAGGUGGUAUUAUCUGAGAGGCAAAGUGUGAUAUCACGUUUGGAGCAGGAUGUUUCAAGGAGUAAAAUAGAAAGGAAUGAAAAGGAGUCCAGGAUAAAUGAAAUAUCUCGAGUUGAGGCUUCUUUGAGAUCAGAUCUUGAAAAGCAGAGGAGGGUGAUAGCUCAAUUAAAGAAGAAAUCUGAAACCUUGUCAAAAGAAAAGGAAGACAUGAGCAAAGAGAACCUUGUUCUUUCCAAACAAUUAGAAGAUGCUAAGCAAGUGAAAAGGAGUCUUGGAGAUGCUGCAGGUGAGCAUGCCAUGAAGGAGAAGGAGAAGGAGAAGGAGGAGAAAGACACCAGAAUACAGAUUCUGGAAAAAACUGUGGAGAGGUUGAGAGAGGAAUUGAAGAAGGAAAAGGAUGAACAUAAAACAGAGAAAGCAAAGCGACUGAAGACGCAGAAGACAAUUAGUGACUCAUAUGAGACUGUUUCUCAGGUGUGCUUGCUCGUUGAACUGGCUUUUUAUUUUUUAGACUUGUGA
Molecule: messenger RNA, 4878 nt
Organism: Coffea arabica (coffee)
Lineage: Eukaryota; Viridiplantae; Streptophyta; Magnoliopsida; Gentianales; Rubiaceae
Source: RefSeq, a predicted model, not a curated record